AUGAGUGAUGGCACCGCUACCUUCAAUCCAGCAGACGGCUACUGGGAGAUCACAUGGAGGUGGUCCGCUGGUAGUCCCCCCAAAGACCGAGUCGGUAGUGGUCUCGGUGAAUACUCACGCAAGAAGCUCUCUGAAGAACAAGAGCAGCUGUUUCGAGCUGAGGUGCAGAUGUGGAUUGACCAAGGAUGGCUAGUACCACACGAUGCUGAGGUGCAUGGUUCACCCAUUGCAGUCUUGCCACUGCUUGCUAAUUGUCAGGAGCACAAACUGUCGACUCCCGUAAGGCCUUGCCUUGACUACCGUGCUCUCAACCAGCUCAUUGUGUCAAACCCCGGCAAUGAUGUGCCGGUCUGUCCCGAGAAAAUCCGUGAGUGGCGUCAACGUCCCAGUGAGUCCACUGUUCUCGACAUUCGGAAAGCGUAUCUCAACAUCCGUGUCCAUCCCAGUUUGCUGCCAUACCAGACCGUCCUUUGGCAGGGGAAGACGUACGUGAUGGAGCGCAUGGGCUUUGGGCUUUCAGUAGCGCCCAAACUCAUGGAUGCUAUCGUGAAGUAUUCACUCCGAGACUUUGGUUCGGCUGACAACUUCAUCGACGACAUUGUCGUUCCUUGUGACCAAGCGGAUGCGGUAGCUGAUUGUCUCGCUUCCUAUGGCCUGCCUACAAAACCUGCCGUGCCGUUCCCAGUUGCCACAAUUCUCGGUCUUCAACUCUCUGCGGACGAUAGUGGCAAGCUGUCCUGGAGGAGACGACAAGAUGUCGAUCUGAGCGAAUCACCAUUGAUGACCAAGCGUGAUGUGUUCAAGUGGUGUGGGAAGGCAACCAGUCACUACCCCGUAGCAUCAUGGCUGCGUCCACUGUGUUCGUGGAUGAAGCGCUUGGCAUGUGCUACCGCUGCACCCUGGGAUCAACCGUUGCCUGAUGACUUGCAACGUCUCUGCGAGGACGCUCGCAAGCGUGCCCUGCAGGAAGACCCUGUACACGGUGUGUGGUCUGCCCCUGCUGGAAAUGAUUGGUCUGUCUGGUGUGACGCAUCCGACAUUGCUUACGGCUGCGUGCUGACUGCAAACGGUCAUGUGGUGGAGGACCAGGCUUGGCUCCGGAAGGAGGACGACCGCCGACAUAUCAAUGUGGCAGAACUGGACGCUGCAGUGAACGGUCUCUCUCUUGCAGCCAAGUGGAACUUGUCACGUGUAACGCUGUACACUGAUUCCAAGACUGUCUACGGUGGGCUCUCUGGCAAGCUGGAGGCAUCACAUCGCGUCAAAGUUGGUGGAUUGCAGGAGGUCGUGGUUCAGCGCCGCCUGCAGAUCCUAGACGACAUGGUGGAGGCCACAGGUAUGAGCGUGUCUGUCCAAUGGGUGCCGUCAGCAAAGAAUCUCGCUGACCGUCUUACCCGUGUUCCCAGCCCAUUUGUGCAGUGCUGGAAGACAGUACAGAAGUCCAAGACUCCGUCCGUAAGUGCUGCCGCUCCUGCAGUACCUCGCUGUGUGCCCUUGCCAGAAAUCGCGGCACAACAACAGCUAGAUUCGGUGAUCCAUGCGACUAUUGCUGAACUGUCUGCUGGUGGAGAUGUGUCCGCUACGGAAUUCGCCAGGGUGAAGUCGCAGCUCACGACUUGUGACGGCAUCUUGUUCCGUACUGUCAAGCUCCCGCCCAACGAUGUCAAGUCUGUGCCGGUGGUACCUGUUUCCUUGUGUGAUCAGGUCGUCAGCUCUGCUCAUGAGUCCACUGGUCACAGCAGUUGGGAGACUACUUACCAGUUUCUCCGGUCUACCUGUUACUUCCCGUGUAUGGCUGAGGCUUGUCAGCGGUUUGUGCAGCAGUGUCCCCAAUGUGCAGCUGCCAAUGCUGCCCAAGGUCCCUGUGCUCCUCCUACUCGUGCAGUUAUCGCUGAUGGUCCCUGGGAUGUUGUCCAGGUCGACACACUGGAGCUUGGUGGCGGCAACUCGUUUCAUUGCGUCUUAGUGUGUGUUGACACCUUCACCAAGUGGGUGGAGGUGGUUCCCCUUCGGCAUCAUGAUGCUGCCAGUGUUGCUCAUGCGUUCGUCUCUGUUUGUGCUCGGUGGGGUCCGCCCCGGUUGCUUCGCUCCGACAAUGGCACAGAGUUUGUGAAUGCCAUCACUGAUGCGCUGUUUUCGAGGUUUGGCGUCUCCGUGCAGCGUGGAGCAAUCCGUCACCCUCAGUCGCAGGGAUCUGCUGAGCGGUUUAACCGCACCCUGCUCACGUUGAUCCGGAAAGUGCUUACCGACGCCGCCGACUGGAGGGCCGAGUUGGAUUUGCUCCUUUAUCACUACCGGAUUCGACCCCAUGCCGUUACAAAAAUUUCACCGAUGCAUGCCAUGUGUGGCUGGACGCCACGAGAUCUGAUUGUUGAGAGUGUGACUAAUCCGGUCUCUCUAAGUACAUGGGUGCAUGGCCUCGCGCAGCGUAGUGCUCGUAUCCGUGAUCACCUCGAUGCUGCCUUGUCCGCUGUCGAUUUCCAGGAAUCCAAUUGGCAGUGCCCGUACGCUGUCGGGGAGAAUGUCCUCUUUCGUCGUCCUGCGCGUCACCAGAAGUGUCUGUCGCCAUUCGAAUCUGGCUGGCAUGUGAAGCACCAAGUUUCCCCAUCCACUGUUGCCAUUGCCCGUACUAAUGGUCAGGGUGAAAAAGUCGUCAACAUUGACUUGCUCAAGCCCGUCUAUCAUGCUGCUCCUCCGGGGGAUGAUUUGCUCAUUCCUGAUGCUGCUGCUCUGAAUGCUGUCCCGGUUGUUCAGUGA
Molecule: messenger RNA, 2757 nt
Organism: Sycon ciliatum
Lineage: Eukaryota; Metazoa; Porifera; Calcarea; Leucosolenida; Sycettidae
Exons: 1
Coding region: 1-2757 (918 amino acids)
Biological process (GO): DNA integration
Molecular function (GO): RNA-DNA hybrid ribonuclease activity; nucleic acid binding
Source: RefSeq, a predicted model, not a curated record